AUGCCGUCUUCUUUGAUCCAACGGCCGGCUUCGGUCCACACUGAUGAACGCACAGAUGGGCAGCCAACGUACACCUGGGAAGUCAACUGGCCUGCGUUCACGGUGUUUUUUUGCGAAGCUGUGCGUUGCAUUACGGGCUUCAUUGGCGCAGUCUCACCGCAUAGCGUCAGCACGACGGCUCAGCGGUUGUCUGAUCUCAAGUGGCUUUCCGUGGAAAGCAUGGAUAACACACACUUGGAUAGGUUGGAGACCUUCAUCCGGGAUGCUCCAUUACUGGACGAGUCUGUUGAGCGGAAGGUUGUUGCAGAAAAGAAAAACAGAAUUAAUGAGUCUUUAUCGCAGACAGAUCCAAAUUCUCGAAUUUGUCUAUACAUAUUGUUUGUCAAGACAAUCUAA
Molecule: messenger RNA, 396 nt
Organism: Laetiporus sulphureus 93-53
Lineage: Eukaryota; Fungi; Basidiomycota; Agaricomycetes; Polyporales; Laetiporaceae
Exons: 4
Coding region: 1-396 (131 amino acids)
Source: RefSeq, a predicted model, not a curated record